AUGAGUGGAAGAACAAAAAGGGGAAAGGAUUACACCCGGAUAAAGGAGCAAAAAAUAGUGCAGAAAGAAUGCGAAAUAACGAGGAGUGACUGCGAGGAGUUUAUUCGGCUCGUCAAAAGGUUCGGCAAAUCAUUCACAGAAAAGGACUUAGCUGACUACUGCCGUUUAAAUAACAUCCCGAUAAGCGAACACACCAUAGAAUGCAUGUUCGAGGAGUUCUUUCUGAACAAAAAAAAUGAGAGGGAGAGCCGCGAAAUCACCGCCGACGAUCUGAUAUCCUUGACAUCCAAAAAAACGAACAGAUGCUUCUACGUGCCAGUUGUCGUAUACAUAGGAAAGUGUAACCAUAUACGGAGCUACGAAGAAGGGCUCAUAAAGGAAAAGGAAAAAAAAAAAAAAAAUGAAAAAAUCGAAAGAGACAAUUUGAGAAGACAAAUCCAAAGAGACAAGAAAAAUAGGGAGAGAAAUGAACGGAUGAAUUACGUUUGGGAAGAUGAACUUUUCGGGAGAUCCAAAUGUUGCAAUGAAGCCAUGUCGAUAGAUCACGAGGGGAAACUCACCCUGGAGAGCACCAAUGUGAAGGGAAGAAAUAGUGACAGCGGGGAGGGGGGUCAAAUUAGGGGAUCCAACCCGGAAGGGGUCCAAAAUGAUGAACUUCUCAACGGAGAACCGAGACCCAGAGAAACGAACUGUCAAAACACAGAAGAGCCGCAUGAACAGGUAGAUUGUCCAAAGGAAGUCGAAGCAACUGAAAAAAAAAAAGGCAACCAAAGCAUCCACAACAAUGAUAAUAGAAAUAACAGUGAGAAAAUGAAAAAGGCCACGCCCGGACGAAAAGGAAAAAGCGCACCAGGAAGGAAGAGCACCGGCGCUCAACAGGAAAAGAAAACGAGUGAGAUACCCCUCACGGAGGAAUCAAAGCAACUCCCUCCGCAGGAGCAAAAGGCGAACAGGAAAAUUUACUACGAUUCCCUAAUGCAGCGAGUGAUAAAUAAUAUAGAAAAAAAAAAGGAGAAAAAAAAAAAACACCUCACAACAUUCAACUUUGUUACUUACUACAAACUGCAUGAGCUGAUAUAUAUUUCUUUUCUGGUGGACAAGUAUCAAGGCUACUACCAAGGCAAAGAAGAGAGCGACUUGAUCGAAAUUUAUAUUGAGGAGCGGAAGAAAAUCGAUCGAAGUAAAUGUAACAGAGAAGAUGCCCCAGGAGAGACCACCAUAAAAAGUGGCGAAGAAAAUGUGCAAGGAAAAAUCCACUCAACUGUAGAAGACAUGAAAAAGAUUACCCUCGAGGAUGUUGUACAGAAAUACAAAGGUGACAGGGAGAAGGAGGAAAAAAAAAAAAAAAAAUUAAAAAAAAAAACACAUAAGUAUAUACAUAGUAAGCAGCUAGCCAAUUAUCAAUUUGUCGGAAAAAAUAUAAAAGAAAUAAUGAACUGUGUUUUGUACAACUUAAACAUAUUUUUCAACGACAAACUAUUAGAUGUCGAGCGUGUGAUGGAAGAGUACAGCACCGUGGUGCGCAACAUUUGUGAGGACACACAAACCAGCCAUGGAAAUGUCUGCACACAGGUCGUUAUACCAAUUGAUGCGGAUAAAACGCAGAAAGAAAUUCUCAAUGGGAAAAACACCCUUUCUGAGGAGAUAAUCCAAGGGAAUCAGAAGGUUUCCCUUAUUGGUGAAUCACCCCCGUUAAACGAAAGGGGCGAAGCAACAGUUAUUAUAAAUUCGCCUACAUGUGAUAGUCUCUCCCGCUUGAAGAACAAGAAGAAAUGGGUCCCAAAUGUGGAAGUCGCUACUUUUGAUGAACUAAGCGGAACAGGGGGGGAGGUGAAAAAGGAGAUCACCAAAGGGGAUGAUAACCCAAAGUGCGCAGAGGGAGUAGCGGGCACAGGUGGAGACAAAGACGAAAAGGAAGGCAAAGCAGAGGGGGGAAAUAAAAACAUAAUAAGAGGGCAUAAGGGAUGGCGCAAGAAACGAAUGCACACUUUUAAGAGGCCCUCUGGUACAUACCACUCCGAAAAUGAUGAAGAAGUGGAUGCGGUGGCCGACGUCCAACUUGAUAACGAAGAAACUGCAUCCGAUUAUAACAUAAGUUACGAGAAUUUAAAAUACAGCAAGGAAGAAAUAAAGCAAACAAAUUUCAUUUACCAUUUAACUCAUGAUAUAAACAAAAUUGAAACAUUCAGAAGGAAAUAUUUUUACGACUUUUUUUUUAUGUACAUGGUAAGGAAGCUCUUCUGGAAUGUGCUUUGUUUGUAUUACUUGCACUGGAAGGAACGGCUAGCAGAGGAUGCAUCAAUGCGGAGUGGGUCACCAGUGGAUGCCUCCCCGUAUGAAUCAAUGAAGAGCCACCCAAGCAGCCCAGGCCUGGAUGAUGACAACCUAAUCCUGUACGAAAGCGAUGUCAGCGUUAACAACACGAAGAAGAACAAGGCCAUGCUCUACAACACUAACCAGAAGCUGUGCUACAACCUGGACCCCCUAUUUAAAUUAAUUCGUAACGAAAAAUUGCUCAUUUACCUUCGAUAUGAUCAAAAUAAAAGAGUCAAAUGUAAGAAUAAAACUGAGUACGUGUACAGAGAAAUAUGGCAGUACCUUAUUUUAACGAAUUUAAAGAAGAAGUCGGAAGAUGGGGCAUAUGGCCCUUUCAGUGAAUUCGUCCUCUUUCACCAGGACUGA
Messenger RNA from Plasmodium knowlesi strain H, 2682 nucleotides. Its product is annotated as conserved Plasmodium protein, unknown function. NCBI's taxonomy places the organism in Eukaryota, Apicomplexa, Aconoidasida, Haemosporida, Plasmodiidae. The transcript is spliced from 7 exons. The coding region runs from base 1 to 2682 and encodes 893 amino acids. The record is from RefSeq and is a predicted model, not a curated record.